This is a messenger RNA of Pediculus humanus corporis (human body louse), 765 nucleotides long. RefSeq names its product GTP-binding protein YPT1, putative. Gene Ontology annotation, molecular function: GTPase activity; GTP binding. NCBI's taxonomy places the organism in Eukaryota, Metazoa, Arthropoda, Insecta, Psocodea, Pediculidae. The record is from RefSeq and is a predicted model, not a curated record. The transcript is spliced from 3 exons. Bases 1 to 765 code for a protein of 254 amino acids.
AUGACUUUUUCUCCGACCGUGUCAAUGGACUGGCAAAGUACCGCAGAAGGAGAAACUAUUUUACAAUAUUUUUAUAAUCCUCAAACGUCUGGUAGAAAAUUAUUUGGUUUGUUAGAAAGACCGGGAGUACCAUCGAACGUCGAAGAAGUUUCUUAUAAACUUUUUUUUAUCGGAAGUUCCGGUAUUGGAAAAACGGCGACAAUCGCUCGUUUGGCUGGAUUGAAAUGUACAAACGAUUAUUACGAAACAAUCGGAAUACAAAAAACAAACGUUUAUUGGCCGGUUAAAAUAUGGGAUAAAAUAUUAAUAUUUAAAUUACAAUUUUGGGAUUACGGUGAUAAUAAUUGUAAAAAAUACGGUCACAUAUUAUCAUCGUGUCAAAAGAAAGCGGAUGCUGUUGUUUUUUUAUUUUCCUUCACGGAUAAAUCAAGUCUUUUGGAUUUACCUAAAUUAAUAACGACUCAUGCAAAAUCUUUCGAAGAACAACAACCGGCCGUCAUUGUUAUUGGCACAAGGUACAAAUCGAAAACGCAAUUAGAAGUAACACAAUACGACGUAAAAGAUUUCGAAAUGAAAACUCAAAUACCUGUAUUAAAAAUAGAAAAUAAAUGGUCCUCGGGAAGAAACGAAGUCCAUGAAAUUGCUCCCAUUUUAAAUAUUAUUUGCGAAAGACUUUGGAUGAGGGAUCAGGAUUAUAUACAAAAAAACGGUAUAACUCGUGACACGUCAAAUGUUACAACGGUUAAAAAAAAAAUUACCAGAUAA